GUCCUCCUCUCCUCUGUAAUGACAAGCUCUCAUCCCCCCUCUCUCUCCAACUCCUCAUCCUCCAGGAUUCUCUCUCAUCGCGCUCCUUCCUCCUUUCCUCACUUGCGCCUAUUUUCCAUCAUUUCUUUUCAUCCUUUUUUACUUUCUCUAAACCCCUCCUCAACCCUUAACACCUCCAAAGAUGUGAGGAGAUAAUGAGGACCCCCUGCGUGCGCUGCUGACUUGGAUCCUCCGUGCAUCCUUAUCAUCCGCUCUCAGUGUUUUUUCUCUCUCUCUCUUUUUCUUGGACGUCCAUCUGCCUCUCAGAAAUGUAAGCGGCGUGCUGUCAGUUCAGUGAUGAAGAAGCCAACAACUUGCCCUCUUUUCCCUGCACCUUAUAUAUUUGCUCUUUCCGAUGGAGGAAAGCUAUAAAUGCUUUUGCGGGGAGGCAAAGUUUGAGGGCACCUGCUCACCUGUCCGCCUUUGCUUUUAAUUAAUAUCCAGGAAGAGGACAGAACAACAGAUGAAGAAGUUCUGAGCAAACUGACAUUUGUUUUGGCAUUUUUAUUUAUUUUUUUAAGUGGGAUUUGUCCGCCUUCUUGGAGGAAUUCGAUGUGCGCCACGUUGAAGGAUAUGGCUUAAAACGACCAUGCUGGCUUUGACAGCUGGAGUAAGGUCCGUUACUUGAGUGCUUUUGUCUCUACAAACCAGAAUUUGCCCCCAGACUUUGGUGGAAAGCCGUCCAAAUGGGAGGGUACCUGGAGGACUGAGGCGGAUUCGGCAGCCGAGAUAAGAUGUGGAUGAAAAGGAGCGCUGCGCGCAGUUUGUCUGCUUUGAAGCCCGGCAGCUGUGUGGGGCAUCGAGUCUGGAUCCUGCUGGCCAUGACUCACCUCACCUUGGACUUCUCUGUCUGCAGCCCCCUCACUCAGGGUCUGGGGUUCAAGCUGAUGCCUAAAUUUGUUUCUCGCUCCCGGCCUCGCUUGCAGCCUCUCUGGGAAAUGCCAAACAAGCUUCACUGGAGAACAGCGAGUCCGCUUGCACGCCGGCUCCUCCACCCCAUUCCUCCUCCUCAAGACAACAGGGCAGGGAUGGGGCUGAAAUCCAAAGGUCAAACGCAUCGGAAGUUAGCGCAUAAAGGACAAGCUGCAUGUAAGGAAUGCUGGUUGAGAUACUCUCAAACGGAGCCAAGUGACCCUUUGGCUGGGAAAGUGGAAGCUCCAGUGAUGUUAUCAAAAGGGAGUUUAUUGAAGAGAGCCAGGAGGCAACUCAAGUGGGACAGCUAUGACAAGUCUCAGGAGGGCCGGACUACUACGGUGCCUAGUUUCAUUGACUGGGGACCCACAGGGACAGAUAGCAUAGAUGAUGAUGGCAAAGCAGAAUUCAAUGCAACGCUGUCCACUAGGGCCUCAACUACCACAGUGGCAACAACCACUAGCACUACUUCAAGGCUCUCCUUAAGGACGUUACCUGUGGUGACUUCAACAGAGUCCAAGAGCACCACCAAGUCCUCCAUCAGCAAAACAGAGACUGCCAAACCACCAAAGCCAAUUGGGGACCCUCCAGGUUUGGCAGUUCACCAGAUAAUCACAAUCACUGUGUCUCUCAUCAUGGUGAUCGCAGCCUUGAUCACAACACUCGUCCUUAAAAACUGCUGUGCGCAGUCUGGAAAUGGCCGCCACAAUAGCCAUCAGAGAAAGAUCCACCAGCAGGAGGAAAGCUGCCAGAACCUGACAGACUUCACCCCGGCCCGUGUGCCCAGUAAGGUGGACAUCUUCACUGCCUACAAUGACAGCCUGCAGUGCUCACAUGAGUGCGUACGAACUGCUGUGCCCAUCUACACCGAUGAGAUGAUCCAGCAGACACCCGUCUACAAGACAGCUUACAAUGGAAACAGGCCCUCCCCCACUGAAAGACAACUGAUUCCUGUGGCCUUUGUGUCAGAGAAAUGGUUUGAGAUCUCUUGUUGACGAGCUUGGGGAUUUUUACUCGUUCACUGGGAAAGACUUCAUAAAUACACGCUCUGGAUCCAGCUGGAAAUGACAAACUCACAAAAACAGCAAAUUUUGUAAAAUAGUGUAAUCUCUACUUGGACACUUUUGAAGAUAUUUAUUUUUCUAGAGUAAACAAGGUGAACAGCUGUUGAGCCGCUCCUCCAUCUUUCCUGAGAAACAGAAUUCAUUUAGGUAGAGAGUAUAUAUAUAUAUAUACAUAGAUAUAUAUAGAUAUAUUUACAGGAUGUAUGGAACAAGACUACGGACAUCAAAGAUGUCUCAUGGAAAAUAUUUGACUUUAGGUAAAGGAGCCCAAGAAGCUGCUUUAGGCGGAAGACAAACUGUAUUUCUGAACAAUGUGCCAAUAAUGCCACUAUGUGCCACUACCUGGAUAAAAGGAGGUUAAACAAAAAAAAAAAACUGAAGGACUAAACAAAGUGUGUUAUAAUAAUACUGUAUGAGCUCCUAUUGCUUUCUUUCUUUUCUUUUUUUGUCAUUUUUCUAACGAAAUGUAAAAAGAAAAACAAAAAACAACUAUAAAUGUAUUUGAAAAUGUUUUGAAGUAAUUUUGAGAAAUGCGUUGCAAAAGAGUCUAAAACAUGUUUCUACAAAUCAAAAAAAGAAGAGCUGGAAAAUAAAUCUGUAGGUGGUUUAUGCUUUAUUGGAAAUUUGACUUUAAAGAUCUUAUUUGUACAAAGUCCCAUUUUAAAACCAGAAUAGUUAUGUCUAUUUUUGUACAUCUAGAAAGAGCCUGCUGCAGUCCUGACAAAGUAAGUCUAUAUGAAGAGGUAGCUCUGUUGUUACAAGGCCUCCAUUGAGAGAUAAAAUGAUUACACCUGGUCCAAACAAGUCCAAUACCCAUAGCACUGCUUCUUAUGUGACGUAUGUGUCUAAGUAAGGUUAAUUAAAACAUAUUCCGAAUGUGGUGAUGGCCCAUGCAACAACACCAGAGGUCUCAUUUAUAAAGGUUGUUUAGCACAACAUAUUCUUGAACCUGAAUCUUGUGUGAGCAGUUUUUCAUGUAAAGGUCGUGAUACCCUAAAAAAUCCAACUUAAGCAUCCCUCAUGGCAACUCUUACUCCUGCAUAUGCUUGUUAUGGAGACAGAUGGCAAUGUGGGGAAUUAAAGCUUCACUGCGUUUUGAUUGCUCUUAGACAUUCAGUUUUACUCCACAUAAAACUGUAAUCAUAGAUUGAUUCUAUCAUUAGCAUUUAAAAACUGCAGAGUAAUAGAUAUGCUUGUGAGGCAGACAUAACUAUACAUGGGGACCUGUCACAUAGAUAAAAACAGGUUUAUAAGCCAGCUUUAAUCUUUAAUCAGUCUGCCUAUUAUUUACAGCAAUGUUUUUCUCACCAUUUCAUUCUUCUCACAGAUGAUCACCAGAGUGAUGUGUACAUCUAAUUAAUGCAUAAAUUGUGACAAGGUGUGUGAAAAUCCCACUGCUGGCUGUAAACAUUUAAACACGGGUGUGCUGCUCAUCAAUGGGUGCAUUGGGAAUGCUGGAAGACCUUGCAAGUCGGAUAAUUAAGAGGGAAAGCAUUUUUAGAGAUCACAAAAAUUUUCCCGAUAAUGAUUAUGACAGACCUAUAAGAUGAGUCCCUGUACUCCUUAGAGCCAGUUCCUCAAUUCAGGUUCUCAAUGUCUCAGUGUUCUGCACCUUUUAGAUGUGUCUCUGCUUCCAGCCCUGAACCAAAGGUUGAAUGACCUCCUCGGUGUAAAGUAAAGUUCUCUAGAGUCAUGCUAAUGACCUAAUUAUUUGACUCAGUUGUGUUGAAAGAGAAGCAAUGGACCCUAAGGACCAGAUUUGAGGAACCAGCCCACAGAGGAUUGCUUGUUGAUAUUUGUGCCGACCUUUGCAUGUUCAUCAAUGGUAAUCACGUAUUAACCAAAAAGACACAAAUGUAGAAAAAAAUUGAAGAGUAGCUGGUUCUAAAGAAACACAAAUAUGAAUAACCAGCACUAUGUGGUAAAUAUAAAUUAUAUUAAAAAUAUUUCAUAAAAUAUAUAUUUAAUAUGAGUAAAAAAAAGUAUUCGCUAUUCAGCUACAUGUCAUAGCUUAUUACAGAUAAAAGAUAUUUACCUAUCUAUAGAAAUAUAGGGAACCAUCUAAAUAUGAUAAGCUGAUGUACUGUAGCCAAAAUGUUUACUAAAUCCUAUAGACAUCCAGAGUGUUGAAUUUCGACUUUUUUUUUUAUUUUUCCUUUGCAAGUAAAGGUAUUCAUCAAAGUAUUAUAUAUAAUCAACAAUUUAUCAAAUCUCUGUCUUAAACCAUUUUUAGAAACAAAAUAAUUCCAUAAAAUGUUCUACAGGUCCACAAUAUCACAACCAGUGCAAGGCGGCUUUUUGGAUGGCAUUACUAAUGUGACCAGUUCAUACAUCAGAUUGUUAAUGUAUUGUUCUUUUUUAUAUCACUGUGGUUACUAAACAUGAUAUUUUUUUUCAAACUUUCACCUAACUGACCAACAUAUCUAUUUCUGACUUGCUUUUGUUCUUUUCUCCAUGUUCGCUAUGUUUAACCAUAAAAUUCAACUGUUAAGAAGGCUCAUUUGAAUACACAUGAACAUUCAUGAGGUCCUUUGCAUUGAUCAUUUAUCACUUAAUGUGGGGCUGUAAAGGGCAGGAUAUGAGAAGGAAAGAUUACAUAUAAAGGGAAAUUCUGUGCUGAAAAGUAGUUGCAUGGUUUUAUGUCUUUUUUUUUUUUUUUUUUUGGUAUAUGCCAUUUUCGUUUUGGCUUACAUACAUUUUAAUUAUGGCUCUUACGCAAUCUUUUAUAAAUGAGGCCCGAGGUUCAACUGGUUGGAUAAUAAAGGGCCAAAAGAAAUUGCAGGGAGUUUAACAGGACACUCAAACUGUCUUAGUACAUCUGUUAUCUGUAUAUUUUACUUAAAACCUAGACAAACAAAUCUAAUUUUUUGAAAUUAUUUGGAUUAGAAGAUUAAUUAAAAAGUUUCUAAAUAAAAAAAAGUUAUUUUAAAGCUGAAAAUGAUGAUAAUCAUUUUUUUUUUUUUAUCUGGAUGAAGAAGCAUUCUGCUUAAGAAUAGUUAGCAAGACAGCAACAAAGGCACGCUCCUUUCAGGCACAAUAAUUCUCAGCAUUUUCCCUAUGAGUUUUGUUAUAAAGAGCAACUGUCUGUAGACUCCCCUUGUAUUCCACCAGAAGAAGCCUGGCCAAAGCAAAUGAAAUGCACCAGUUUUUAUCAAAAUCAAUUGAGUAUGAAGAGAACAAUACAGUUACAUCAGAGGUAAUCCUAUUAAAAAAAAAAAUCUGAUGCUGAUUGUUUUGUUAAAUUGAAAUGAUUAAGACAAGCCAAAAAACCGAUAACACAUUUGUUGAAAUAGUCUCUGAAGUUAAGUCAACUGAACUGUAUGGGGAGAAGAAUAGUUAAGCUCUCCUAAGAGCCUUAUAGCACCAAUGUCUUUAUUAUUAUUAAAACUUCAAGCUCUGAUUACCUUUGUGCUCUGAAGCUUUUGUGAAACUGUCCAAUAAUCUAUCUGUAAUUGUGCUGUAGGUUUGUACAAAGCACAAAUAAAAUGAUGUAGUUGUAAAAAACAGAUUUGGCUGCAUACAGCAAUAUGUACAGAUUUAAACUGUUUCACUGGGUGUUGAGAAUUUAUUUCUGGUAAUACACAAAUUUAGUUACUCAAUUUCUAAAAUGUACCAAGGAAACAGGCAGAGUAAAAUCAAUGAGGCUGUUUUCACACAUGACUGACUUAAGAUGUUUUGGGGAUUGUGCAGAGAAUGUGUUUUUUUUUUUUUUUUUGUGGGAUUUCACAUAAGCAUUCCGCAAUAGAAAAUGUAUUUUGAAGAUGAAAUCGCUGAGCUGAGAGGGGGAAACUGUGAGCAGGACAGAAUUCAAAGAAACACAUAGGUUUUCAGUAGAAUAUGCCAAACAUGAAAAAUAAAAAUCCCUACAAUUAAUUUUCUGCAGAAAUUACAACUACAAUCUCCUUUCCAUGAUUUUAUGGAUCAAAUUGAAGAACCAGUCACCAGGAAAAUAGAUGCAUUUGCUGUCUUUGCACAUUUUCUCAGUAGUUGUUCUUCCAGAUUUUCUUUUAAUUUUCUUUUUCUUUUUUUUUUUUACAAGGUAGCCUAAAGAGUCUGUGAAGGAUUUUUGACACAAAUCCUGCCAAAUAAUCUCUAGAACAUUCCAGGACUAUAGUGCAUGUGUGAAAACACCUUGUGGGUAAAUGCAAGCCCUUGCUGUGGUGUAAAAAUGAGUUGGGAUCAACACUGUGGUGCAAAACUCCUCCUUUCGGCCCAUUUCACAACAUGAAAAAAAGCUCCAACAAAAUACCCACUGGUUCAGCCUCAAUCGUGUUACAGGCUGUGUUGCUUCUUAAACACAACAUAUAUUUUUUGAAUGAAGAAUCUUACCUUCUCUAUCAGAGUGUUAUGAAACCUGCUGUAUAUUAUACACGUGUAAAUGUAUUUUCUAUAUAUUUGCUUCUAUUUGUGUACAGGUGUGUUCUAUUUUUAAAGGCCUUUCCAGUUGUGAGAAAGGUUUCGAGCGAGGUCGGGGAUAGUGUCUUUGUUUACAUGUGUAUCUACAGUAUUUCUUUCAAAACACACAAAACUAACCUUGUGCCAAGCUUCCUAUCCGCACUUUCAAGCCGUACUUGUAUGAUAUAUUUAGGUAGCCAGUAUAAUAAUUUAGUAGACGCUGCAAUAGUUCACUGGCUUAAAAGUUAUCUCCAGGUGAAAUAUCUAAAAGCAGGAGUGCUGGAUGGUUUUAUCAGGUUAUGUGGUCAUAUGUUGAGUUCUGGUUAGAACCCAAUGACAUGCUCUUCCCAAGCAUUUAUAGGUGGAAUUUAAAAUAAAGAGUCAUGAAAACAAACUAGUACAACUGUUGCUGCCAAGAAUCCAGCUAAUUUUGAUCAUUUCUUUCUU
Cyprinodon variegatus (sheepshead minnow) is the source of this 6857-nucleotide messenger RNA. It is a transcript of the gene ajap1, whose product is annotated as adherens junctions associated protein 1. Gene Ontology annotation, molecular function: beta-catenin binding. The transcript is spliced from 6 exons. The coding region runs from base 774 to 1946 and encodes 390 amino acids. The record is from RefSeq and is a predicted model, not a curated record. NCBI's taxonomy places the organism in Eukaryota, Metazoa, Chordata, Actinopteri, Cyprinodontiformes, Cyprinodontidae. Gene Ontology annotation, cellular component: adherens junction; cytoplasmic side of plasma membrane; cell-cell contact zone.